AACAAAUCUUGAGCCAGACACCUACGCUAAUGACCCGCUCUUCCUAAUCCCACGAAAACCAGAACAAAUGAUCACCCACAUUUAUGCAUGUAAUUAAGAACAUCAAAUUUAAGUUUCCACUUUAUAAAGAAAAAUAUUUUCGAUACCAUCCAUUUUCAUAAAUAUAUUAAAAAAAUCAUUCCCCAAAAAGCUAGCAAGCUUCCACCAUGAAUACAUCCACUAGCCAGUUGUUUGGGAGGUAGGGUCGUAUGGAUUCACAAGGUCAAGUGGAAAGGAAGGUGGAAACGGUGGAUCUCCGGUCAUCGGCGGGGCAGAGCCAAGAAAAGAGGGCGGUGGAGAUAAUCCAUCAGCCGAAUGAUGACAAGAAAACAAGCGGCGCCGUCUUGACCAACGCCGCAGCCUCUGUUGUGUCCACCCUUGACUCCGCCAAGGAGGCCAUUUCUAAUUCCAAGGCAUAGUGAUGCCUACUUGCCCAUUAAUAUAUCCUAUGCUUUUCAUUUGCAUAUGUUGAUUUUCUUUAUCUUUAGCAUAUAGCCAUGAGUGAAAUGGAUGAUUGAAAUCUGACUUCUCGGAUCAAAAUAUAUUCCUCCUCAGCUUUUCUUAGCAUUUACGGAGUAUUUAUUUGAUGUAUGUAGUGAUUAUUGUUUUUGCAUGUUUCCCUAGGGCAAGUAUGAUAGGAUAUGAUACGGAACUUAGCUCAUACCGCAACUGAUAUCAUACCAAAAACUAUGAUUCAAUAUAAAUUUUACAUCGUA
This is a messenger RNA of Cuscuta campestris, 755 nucleotides long. NCBI's taxonomy places the organism in Eukaryota, Viridiplantae, Streptophyta, Magnoliopsida, Solanales, Convolvulaceae. The record is from the annotation of a GenBank genome assembly.